AGCUGCGCUGAGUGGGCCAGGCUGAGAGAUGCGCGUUCACCAAGCCGGGAAAAGGAGGACCACUGCCUCUCCCUCCACCGCGCUUCACUUGGUAUAACCUUCUCAUCACCAGCAUCAGCAUGUCGCCGCCUUGGAGAGACUAUAAUUAAUAUCACGACGGUUAUUUGGUGGAAUUUUCCUCUGGAUUGUUGGAAUGUUCCGUAUGUACACAUAGGCUGUAUCCGCCCGGAAUCGUCUCGCUGCACGAAAAGUUCUCUCAAAGGUGUGUUCGAAACUGGAGGACACAGCAUGGGGCACAGAACUGGACCAACGAUGAAGGUCACGUCCUUCAAUCCAGGAAGUCGUCUGAAAGAAAACACACAAGACACUGCUCUGAAUCACUGACUAACGACACUGUGUGACCUUCUCCUUAGUACUGUCACCUGUACACUCUGUGGGAAAAUCGGAUAUUUUCAGUUUAUCUCUGCAAAGACUUGGCUGAGAAUAUUACAUCCUGUCCAUUAUCAACAUUAGAAAAACAAACAGAUAUUGCAUUCUGCAUUUCACUGUAAAAUGAUUUAUGUGGACCAUAACAUCCAGCAGACAAAUCCUGAAUAGCACCCAGAACCAGAUGUAAUCAUCACUCUGUCUCUUUUUUGGUGCAUCCUGUCACUCUCUACAAUGAAUCCCAUCAGCAUAGCUGGGUUUUUCUUCUGUCUGCUGGGUACCAUGCUGGGCCUGAGCGUAGGUUUGGAGUUUACUGGCGCUGGAGGUCAGUGGGCUCGCUACCUGCGCUGGGACGCCAGCUCUAGAAGUGACCUGACAUUUCAGUUCAAGACUUCAGAAUCGGAGGGUCUGCUGCUCUACUUCGACGAUGGUGGCUAUUGUGACUUUUUGCUGCUCGCUGUGUCAGACGGUAAGCUGCAGCUUCGCGUCAGCAUUGACUGUGCAGAGACCACCAUCACCUCUGACAAGGUGGUCAACGACAGCCGCUGGCACUUUGCUGCCAUCAACAGGCACAAUUUGAGGACUGGCUUGGCCGUGGACGGCCAGACCAAGACGGAGGAGGUACGGCCCCAACGGCGGUUUAUGAAAAUCGUUAGUGACCUCUUUCUGGGGGGGCUCCCGGUGGACAUCCGCACAUCUGCCAUCACCCUGCCCUCUGUCCGUGAGCUACCACCAUUCAAGGGAAUUAUCACAGACCUCAGUUAUGGGAGUAAGCUGCCCACACUCAUCAAUAGUCAGAAAGUACGCUUGGAGAUGAUGGGUCUUUGCACAGAGAACCCCUGUGAGAAUGGCGGGGUCUGCUCUUUGGCGGAUGGAGAACCCUACUGUGACUGCUCCAGAUCUGGAUAUGUGGGUCAAUACUGCACUGAAGCAGUCCAGAGAAAACCAGGCCUCGCACACCUGAAGGCAGAGCAAGGGAGAAACAAAGCGAGGGAGGAGAACGUGGCCACCUUCCGGGGCUCGGAGUACUUCUGCUACGACCUGUCGCAGAACCCCAUUCAGAGCAGCAGCGACGAGAUCACGCUGUCCUUCAAGACCUGGCAGCGCAACGGCCUCCUGCUGCACACGGGCAAAUCCGCAGACUACGUCAACCUAGCGCUGAAAGACGGGGCCGUCUCCCUCGUCAUCAAUCUGGGCUCCGGGGCCUUUGAGGCCAUCGUGGAGCCAGUGAACGGAAAGUUCAACGACAACGCCUGGCACGACAUCAAAGUGACGCGCAACCUGAGACAGCAAUCAGGCAUUGGACACGCUAUGGUGACUAUCUCCGUUGAUGGGAUCCUCACCACCACUGGCUACACCCAGGAAGACUACACCAUGCUGGGCUCAGAUGAUUUCUUCUACGUGGGUGGGAGCCCCAGCACCGCUGACCUGCCUGGAUCUCCAGUCAGCAACAAUUUCAUGGGCUGCCUGCGAGAGGUGGUGUACAAGAACAACGAUAUCAGGCUAGAGCUGUCUCGCCUCGCCCGCAUCGUGGACCCCAAGAUGAAACUCCAAGGCGAUGUGGUCUUUAAGUGUGAAAACGUCCCAACCCUGGACCCGAUCAACUUCGAGACGCCAGCCUCCUACCUGGCCUUGCCGAAGUGGAACACCAAACGCGUGGGUUCCAUUUCGUUUGAUUUCCGCACCUCUGAACCCAACGGCUUGAUACUCUUCACCCACGGCAAGCCCCAGGACCGGCGGGACCCAAAGGGCCAGAAGAACAACAAGGUGGACUUCUUUGCGGUGGAGCUGCUGGAUGGAGGGCUGUACCUGCUGCUGGACAUGGGCUCCGGCACCAUCAAGGUCAAGGCCACACAGGCCAAGGUCAACGACGGAGUCUGGCACCAUGUGGACAUCCAGAGGGACGGUCGCUCAGGCAUCAUCUCAGUAAACAGCCGCCGAUCUCCAUUCACAGCCAGUGGGGAAAAUGAGAUCUUGGACCUGGAAGGGGACCUCUAUCUGGGUGGUCUGCCUGACAGCAGGGCAGGCCUGGUGCUGCCCACGGAGCUCUGGACCGCCAUGCUGAACUACGGCUACGUCGGCUGCGUCCGGGAUCUGUUCAUCGACGGACGCAGCAAGGACAUCCGGCAGAUAGCUCAGUCCCAGAACAUGACCGGCAUCAAGUCCUCCUGCAGUAAGGUGACGGGAAAACAGUGCGACAGCAACCCCUGCAAGAACAGCGGCGCAUGCAAGGAGGGCUGGAACCGCUUCGUCUGUGACUGCACUGGAACGGGCUUCUGGGACAGCACCUGUGAGAGAGAGGCAUCCAUCCUGUCGUACGACGGGACCAUGUACAUGAAAGUGGUGAUUCCAAACGUCAUGCACACAGAGGCCGAGGACGUCUCCCUGCGCUUCAUGUCCCAGCGGGCCUUUGGCCUGCUCAUGGCCGCAACGUCCAGCGAGUCAGCGGACACGCUGAGGCUGGAGCUGGACAGCGGCAGGGUCAAACUGACGGUCAACCUAGACUGUGUCAGGAUAAACUGUAACACCAGCAAGGGCCCUGAAGUCCUUUAUGCCGGACAAAAGCUCAACGACAACGAGUGGCACUCAGUGCGAGUGGUCCGCCGCGGUAAAAUCUUCAAAAUCACCGUGGACAACGACAUGGCUGAAGGUCAGAUGGCGGGGGACCACACCCGUCUGGAGUUCAACAACGUGGAGACGGGCAUCUUGACCGAGAGGCGCUUUGUGUCGUCUGCUCCCUCCACCUUCAUAGGGCAUCUUCAGAGCCUCAAAUUCAACGGGAUGCAGUACAUCGACAUGUGCAAGAACGGGGACAUUGACUUCUGCGAAUUAAACGCCCGCUUUGGCAUGCGCUUCAUCACAGCCGACCCCGUGACCUUCAAGACCAAGGGCAGCUACCUGGGCUUGGCCACUCUGCAGGCCUAUACCACAAUGCACCUCUUCUUUCAGUUCAAAACCACCUCGCCUGACGGUUUCAUCAUCUUCAACAGCGGAGACGGCAACGACUUCAUCGCUGUAGAGCUGGUCAAAGGGUUCAUCCACUAUGUGUUUGACCUGGGGAACGGGCCCAGUCUGUUGAAGGGGAACAGUGACAACCCUCUGAACGAUAACCACUGGCACAGCGUGGUCAUCACCAGGGACGACUCCAACACGCACACGCUCAAGGUGGACGCAAAGUCCGUCACCCAGAAUGUCAACGGAGCCAAGAACCUGGACCUCAAAGGUGACCUGUUUGUCGGAGGUCUGGGACCCAACAUGUACCAGAACCUGCCUAAGCUGGUGGUUUCCCGGGAGGGCUUCCAAGGCUGCUUGGCCUCGGUUGAUCUCAACGGCCGCCUGCCGGAUCUCAUCAACGACGCCCUUUUCCGCAGCGGGCAGAUUGAGCGAGGCUGCGAAGUUGGUUUCACCAAAGCUGACCUGCAAGGCCCGAGCACGACUUGCCAGGAGGACUCGUGCGCCAACAUGGGUGUGUGCAUCCAGCAGUGGGAGAACUUCACUUGUGACUGCUCCAUGACGUCUUACUCCGGAACGCACUGCAGCGACCCUGGCACCACCUACAUCUUUGGCAAAGGAGGGGGUCUGAUCACGUACACGUGGCCCAAUAAUGAGAGGCCAAGCACACGGACGGACCGGCUGGCAGUGGGCUUCAGCACCACCAUCAAAGACGGCAUCCUCGUCCGCAUCGACAGUGCCCCUCGUCUGGGUGACUACAUCAUGCUCCACAUCGAACAAGGCAAAGUGAGUGUAACAUUCAACAUUGGGACAGUGGACAUCAGUGUGAAGGAAACAACCACGGCGAUAAACGAUGGCAAAUACCAUCUGGUCCGAUUCACCAGGAACGGGGGUAACGCCACCCUGCAGGUGGACAACUGGCCGGUCAAUGAACACUUCCCCACAGGCAACAGCGACAUUGAGCGCUAUCAAAUGGCAAAUAAGAAAAUCCCGUUCAAAUAUACCCGGCCAGUAGAAGAUUGGCUUCAGGAGAAAGGCCGGCAGCUGACCAUCUUCAACACUCAGGCCACCAUCUCCAUCGGCGGAAACGACCGCAAGCGGCCGUACCAGGGCCAGCUCUCCGGCCUCUACUACAACGGCCUCAAGGUCCUCAACAUGGCCGCCGAGGGCCACGUCAACAUCAAGGUGAACGGCAGCGUGCGGCUGGUGGGCGACGUGCCGGUCAGCAGGGGCGCGGCGCGCACCACCACUUCGGUGCCUCCGGAGAUGUCCACCACGUUCAUCGAGACCACCACCACGCUCUCCACCACGACCACCCGCAAACAGCGCUCCCCGCCCACUAUCCAGACGACCGAUGACAUCGUUUCGUCCGCCGAGUGCUCCAGCGACGACGAGGACCUGGAGGAGUGCGACUCGGGACAUGCAGGAGGGGAGCUAGUGAUCCCCGUGCUAGUGGAGGACCCCAUAGACAUCCCCUCUGUAUCCACCCGUUCUCCCUUCAUCCCCCUCCCCCCAACCCUCCGCCCCGUCCUCACCAUUAUCGAGACCACCAAAGAAUCCUUGGCCAUGGCCACUGAGGCGGGGGUACCUUGCUUUUCGGACCGAGGCGGCGAUGAUUGUGAUGAUGGUGGUGAUGAUGAUGAUGAUGAUGGCAUGGUGAUUUCGGGGUUUGGCUCUGGCGAAGCUUUGGACCCAAGCCUGCCCCCGACUGACGAUGAAGAUUUUUACACCACCUUCUCCCUGGUAACAGAUAAGAUCUUGACCACAUCGGCCUAUGAAGGCGGCUACAAAGCCCUCGCACCCAAGUGGGAGGCCAAGGACUUGAGGCCUAGCAAAGCCUCUGAGGCAGGUAGGACUACACCCUCCUCGCCUUUGCCUGACCCCCGGGGCACGCCGGCGGUCCCCUCGGACAAGCCGCCCAAGCUGCCCGCCGGGAAAAUGAACAACCGCGAGGUAAAGCCCCCGCAGCCGGACAUAGUCCUGCUGCCCCUGCCCACCACAUUCGAUCUGGACGGCACCAAGCCGCGCGGCCCCUUCAUCACCUCGCCCAUGCUGCGCACGGUGCCCGCCCCCUUGCCCACUGUGCCCGGCGUGGUGAGGCGGGUGCCCCCGGGGGCCUCGGAGGUGAUCCGGGAAUCCAGCAGCACCACAGGCAUGGUGGUGGGUAUCGUCUCAGCCGCCGCCCUCUGCAUCCUCAUCCUCCUCUACGCCAUGUACAAGUACAGGAACAGGGACGAGGGGUCCUACCAGGUGGACGAGACGCGCAACUACAUCAGCAACUCGGCGCAAACCAAUGGCGCCGUGUUGAAGGAGAAGGCGCCCAGCGGCGGCGCCAAAGGCAGCGCCGGUACCAAGAGACCGAAAGACAAGGACAAGGAAUAUUAUGUAUAGAAGUCAUUUCCCAACACGUGUGUUUGGAACACGGUUCUAAACGUUUUGACAGUACCAUAUUGGCAACUGUGAUUUAAAAAGGAUCAAAUCUCUUGAGAAUUCACUGAAACAUUUGCAGGAAGAACUUUGGCUUAUGGAAGCACACUUACUAUUGUAAGCAUUACAGAGAGACAAUGCAGUACAACCUCCUACCGGGACUCAGCGUGGAUCCUUUGAAGGAAAAACAUCCCUCGAACAUCCACACGUCCCCCAGUGACUGUCAAGAUGAGCGUGAUCCUUCGAGUUCCAACAACCCUGUCCAUUGUAAACCUGUAAAAUAGGAUCACUGUCGUUUGGGCCAUCCUGAGCAUGCGUGUGAGUGUAUGUGACGUGGUGCAGUGAGGGACCUCAAGAAAACAUGAUUGUCGGGAAAGUUGGAAGUCAAAACAUGAUUGGCAUCGCUAACAGUUUCAUUAAAUGUAGCUUUCAUGGAGGCAAAGUACAAAUGGGUACUUACAGCUGUCCUUUGUUUGUUCAUGUAUGUAUUCAUUUGGUAAGUUAUUUAUUCCUUUAUGGGAUGGAGGUCCUUCCUUUGGGAGGAUGAUUGGCUGAGGGUGAGGACGCGGUUAAGGGUCGCCGCGAGCUGGCGUGCGCGGCGAGCAAAUCCCAGAUGGCGUCCUGGCGUGGAAGAGGGGACCCGCCGGGGCAUUGUUACGUCGCUCAAUUGAAAAUAUCCAAACGCUUCGUUUGUGUCCAUCCUCCUCCUGAGGGGUUCCAUACGCAUUAUCAUAACGUGUGUCCAGCUGAGAUUUUAACUGUCGCAAUCUUAAAAAAGGUCUGGACUAAAGACUUACUCUAGUGUGAACAAGUGAGAUUCUAUCUGUUGUCACAGACAACUGUGUCAAAAACAGCAAAUAUGUUUACAUAUUUUAUUACAUCAUAGCCGUUGUGCUUUGCAGGUCAAUAUUGUACAGAAAAUGAAAGUUUCUGUUGAUUUUUUAAAAAAGUCAUCCUCUUGUAUAGACGGACCAUUUGAUUUGAUUUUACCGCUUGAGCAACACGACAAAGAAGUGAUUUAUAAUCCUUUGGAACGCCGGGGGAUAAAAAAUGAUGUGCACAGGAACAUUUGUUUAGACAGAGAGCAAAUGUUGUUAGAUUAGACGUCUAGUCUCUCUGGAUAAUGUUCCUCUCCAGUCGCAUGAAUAUUUCACCAGAAGCUGUCAAUCAAUUAGAAAACAACUCCCUCAGAUCCCGUAGUCGGGUUUCCUCCUUAUUCUGAAAUGAAUACCAUGAUGUUAUUUAUUUUUUAUUGGACAUUUUAAGAAGGAAUAAAGACGGCUUAUGAGAGUUAUUGUGGCACCUUACUGAUUUAGUGGGUGUUUUUUUGUUCCCUUUCCUCCUUUUUUUAAAAACGUUCUUGUACGCUCAACUCGUCUUCUUGCAUUUGUUUUCUCUGUUUAUUGAGUAGCUUCAUUUCAUGUCUCAUUUUUAUGACAUUCUCUUCCAGCAAUAUUUCGUUUUUUUAUGUCAUUAUUUAUUGCUGAAGUUAUGUGUUCUCAUUUUCAGGUCAAAUCAGUCAGUGUGUAUGUUCACUUUGGUUUUUUGUGUUGUUACUUGGCUUUUUUCGAACAGUUAAUUAUUCGUGUCUAAUGCUCCUGUGACUCCAAACAAUUCCCACAAAUAAAAAAUGUUGUUCCCAAA
Molecule: messenger RNA, 7449 nt
Organism: Pungitius pungitius (ninespine stickleback)
Lineage: Eukaryota; Metazoa; Chordata; Actinopteri; Perciformes; Gasterosteidae
Product: neurexin-3b
Exons: 25
Coding region: 661-5769 (1702 amino acids)
Source: RefSeq, a predicted model, not a curated record